This is a messenger RNA of Colletotrichum spaethianum, 189 nucleotides long. RefSeq lists its product as uncharacterized. NCBI's taxonomy places the organism in Eukaryota, Fungi, Ascomycota, Sordariomycetes, Glomerellales, Glomerellaceae. The record is from RefSeq and is a predicted model, not a curated record. The transcript has 2 exons. The coding region runs from base 1 to 189 and encodes 62 amino acids.
AUGUGGAAGUUCCGUCGGAGCCCAGGGAGGAGGAACCGCGUGGAGAAGCCCGUGGAAGGAAACAUCGUUAGCGGAAUGAAGCUGUCCCCGGAGGCUAUCAACGAUGUUUCCGGCGUCUCUUCCGGCUCGCAGCUGCUGAAGCACGUCUCGGACCUGAUCAUCAGGCACGGAACGAAGGAGGCCGAGUAG